AUGCGCGCCGCCCACGUGUCAGCAGUUACUCCCUGCAGACUCUGUCACUUCGUGAUACCCGAGUUCCGAUUUUCCACCGAUUUUCCCACUCGCGAUCCUCUCGCCUGUGGAAAUUCUGCGCGUCGGCCACGUUCCAUCACGGCGAGAGAGUCGAAACUCUCCGAACGGUUGGAAAUAUGGAAACCGAAUGGGCGAAUCUCAUUGAGUCGUCGGUCCGACUCGAUAAAGCGUCCACCGAAUUAUCCGACACCGGACAAGGCGGAUAUUGCAGGCGUCGGUCCCGCGGGACCGACGCCGACCGGAACGAAUAUCGGCGCGUCGGUCCCCAGGGACUGA
Heterotrigona itama is the source of this 336-nucleotide messenger RNA. The record is from the annotation of a GenBank genome assembly. NCBI's taxonomy places the organism in Eukaryota, Metazoa, Arthropoda, Insecta, Hymenoptera, Apidae.